This is a messenger RNA of Onthophagus taurus, 3341 nucleotides long. RefSeq names its product SLo interacting protein 1 (gene Slip1). The record is from RefSeq and is a predicted model, not a curated record. NCBI's taxonomy places the organism in Eukaryota, Metazoa, Arthropoda, Insecta, Coleoptera, Scarabaeidae. Gene Ontology annotation, molecular function: protein binding.
GAUGACGGAGCCUUUGCGGGGGGGGUGAGAGUACGAGAGGGUGAAGACUGGCGGCCAGACACGAGCGGAGCUCGCUUCGGAGCAGCAGUCGAUUUCGAGCAGUACGUGGUGCGUGUUGCCUCUGCGAUAUUGGCUUCUUCUUCCACAUCCGUUCCAUGAUGAUUUGAACGUUUCGCACGGCAUUCAGAACCCGAGUUCCAAUCGACUCGAACGAGAACUACGAGUCUCAAUUUGGUCGUUAAGAUAAAUGGAUUUUUUGAUAUUGAAGAUAAACGGAACGGACGUGAGCGGUUUUCCUCACCAGGACGCGGUUAGGGCAUUUUUGGCCGCCCAGGAGCCUAUUGUCGUCGAGAUCAAGCGACGAACAGUUCCGGAAGACGGUGCUGCCAGCGACGUGGUUAUACCCCAGUCAAAUUUUACUUCCACCGCCGUCCAGACAGACAUUUCGGCGGCCAACUGGCCUGACGAAAACAUCUUAGACUGUCCGGAAAUAGAUCUUGAGGAGGUUACGCUUAGGAAGUGCAGCAGCGAGGAGAAACUCGGUCUCACGGUUUGUUAUAGCUCUGGCUCUGACGUCGAUACCUGCACGGAAGUUUAUAUCCGUGACAUCGUGCCCCAGAGUGUUGCUGAUCUUGAUGGUAGACUUCGACAAGGUGACCAAAUCCUACAGGUAAACGGUAAAGAUGUUGCUAACCGAGAAGAAACUGAAAGCCUUUUCGCUGAAAAUAGAAAAGCAGUCACCUUACUCAUUAGUAGGUGCUAUAAUAAGUACGACGAUUAUAUGGAGCCAGAAGACUUGGAAUGCAUUUCCGGGAGAACGGCGGCUUAUCAAAAUACAGUGAUUGAGCAAAUAAUUCAACGGCAAGCUGAAAAUCAGCAAUCGCCGUCAAAAAACGAGCCAUCUCCAAGGGUUCCACCUCAUUUUAGCGCUGAUAAAUUCACUUUAACCAAUUCACUAGUGCGAUCAAAAUUGGAUUCGAUCAACCAUGAAAUUUCGGAGUUAAACGAUAGGAUGCAAAGCAUCCAACUAGUAAAAACGGAUAGAAGAAAACACGUCCCCCCCGAAUCGGAUACCGAGCACAUUUACGAAACCAUCCCCGAAUCUUCCGAUUUUGACAUAUUAGAACCUCUAUAUAGUUGCCCUUACGACGAGGAAAAUCCAGUUGAACAAUGGUUAAUCACCCAAGAAAACUCGUUUAGUCCCGAAAUAAAAGACAUGAAAGAUUCGAGAAAAGGAAAAGUGAAAUCGAAGUCUUUAAAGAGUAAUAGCAGCGGGGAAGAGCACGAAAAUAGUUCGAGUGCUUAUAAUACCGGGGGAUCGAGCAAUUCUAACCACUUGACUUUUGAAUUGGCCUGCAAUGCCGACUCUAAACAGAAGAACAUUUAUAAAUCAACGCUAGUUUUAUGCCCCAAUAAACCAGAGGAGGAACCAAAACAAUCAAAUUGUGAUACAAAAAACCAAUCGAAACAGAAAAAACCGAAACAAACAAAGAGUUCACCAACGCUAAAACCAACAAUAGCCAACAUCCUCUCUGAUACGAUGUACACUAACGUUGCAAAUUUACAACAAACCAUGCUUUUACAGCAACAGCUUUUUAGGCAAACACUUGGACAUCAAAGUGCUGGUGCUGAAUGUCAAACUUCCAAUAACUUCAAUCAAUUCCAAAAUAGUGAUGAGGGGCAUACAAAAAUGGAAUGGAAAGUAAAAAGAAGACCGGAUGGAACUAGAUAUAUCGCAAGAAGACCGGUUCGUAAUCGAAUAUUACGCGAUAGAGCAAUGAAAAUAACCGAGGAACGUUGUGGGUUAACAACGGAAGAUGAUACAUUAUCGGAAUUAAAAAUUGGAAGAUACUGGACGAAAGAAGAAAGAAAGAAACAUGUGGAAAAAUCGAAAGAAAGGAAACAAAGGCAAGAAAUAUUGCAGGCAGCUAGGCAUUUGGAUGAAAAUGUGGAAACGCAACACCAAAAGGAUAAACUCGUUUCGAAAAAGACGACUAAUAAUAUUGAUAACACCGCGAAAAAAUAUAAGGCGAAAAAAGUGCAUACGUACGAUAACUUUUCGACGGUUCAAGACGUAUUAUUACAUGGCCCAAAAUCCGUUCCAAAUCAAAAUAGUAAAAUGAUUGGGUUACUCUCUGUGACGACCGUUUAAAUGUAGAAACAUAGAAAAUAUAGACUUCGAUAAAUAAAAAUUCAAACAUUUACUGUGAGAAAACGUUUUUAUUUCAUUUCGGAAUAACGACGUUUUUUCUAAACAUACAGUGUUUGAUUUUAGUUGUCAUAAUAGAUAUCUCGAUUACUGACAUAUUCAAAAAGGCAAGUGAGCAUCAAAUGUGUUAUAUCAAAUAUUAUUAUGCAUCUAAAAGCAAAAAUUACAUACAUGAAAAUAAUGGUAUCACUCGGGAUUUGGAGCGUGAAACUAAGUCUAAUAAGAAGAAAUAAUCUCGCCGCCCCAAGUUAAGUUGCCAUACUUAACUUACAUAUGACAUACCUUGGGGCGGUUGACUUCUCGAAGUGAUGUCCGAAUCCCAAGUGAUACCAAUAACAACUUUAUGGAAGAAGUAAUCUCGGCCGACUUCGAAGACAUCGGCCGCCCCAACUUAGGUUCGUGAUAUAAAAAGUAACCUCGGCCGACUUCGAAGACGUCGGCCGCCCCCAAGUAUCAUGAACAGUGCUUAGAGCAUUGAGAGUAUUCUUCAUGAUACUUGGGGCGGCCGACGUCUUCGAAGUCGGCCGAGAUUAUUUCUUAUAACACGGACAUAACUUGGGGCGGCCGACUUCCCGAAGUGAUCUCCGAAUACCAAGUGAUACCAUUAAUAACUUUAUGGAAGAAGUAAUCUCGGCCGACUUCGAAGACGUCGGCCGCCCCAACUUAGGUUCGUGAUAGAAGUAAUCUCGGUCGACUUCGAAGAUGUCGGCCGCCCCCAAGUAUCAUGAACAAUACUUAGAGCGGCCAGGUUAAGACUAAAACACAUUUGAUGCUCAAUUUUUUUUUUGGUUAUGGCAGAUCAUAGAUAUUACCCACAAUAAUCAAGAUAUCUUCCAUGAUAGUUAAAAUGAAACACACUGUAUACGUAAAAAGCUUUUAUGUAUGACAUAUAUAUGCGGCUGCCUUGAUUUUAUCAAAAUGUUGAGACGUUUCUUAGGCAUUUUUUACAUGCCUACAUUAUUUGUGAUGUAUUUUACUUAGUGUACAGAAAUUAUUUGAUAAAAAGGAUUAUAAUAGAUAGACUUUAUGUGUAUAUUUAUGAUAAAGAUGUUACAACUUACCCACAUUUUUAGAUGCGCAGAUUAUACAACCUGUAACAAAACAGAGUACAAUAAAUCUUUAGAAACAAAAA